Aspergillus mulundensis is the source of this 4536-nucleotide messenger RNA. RefSeq lists its product as uncharacterized. Gene Ontology annotation, molecular function: protein binding. The transcript is spliced from 4 exons. Lineage: Eukaryota; Fungi; Ascomycota; Eurotiomycetes; Eurotiales; Aspergillaceae. The record is from RefSeq and is a predicted model, not a curated record. The coding region runs from base 1 to 4536 and encodes 1511 amino acids.
AUGCCGACGCCACUCCCUUCGAGUUUCGCUUCGGCCGCCGCUGGCAACACCCAAGACGCCUCAAGCAGGAGAGGUGAUGGAACCGCCAGUGGAGAAUGGUCUCGCACUCGCAUGAAUGGAGCAACACAAACCUUCCGUCGCCCAUCAGUUGCAACGAAUCCUUCGCAUUCUCGGGAUCCGACCUCCGCAACGACCCCAACCGGCGGUGCCUAUCCUUCGCACAUGAACUCAGCCCUCUCAAACGUGGCCCGUAAUGGAGCGCCUGGCGACACCCGUUAUUCAAAAGAGCAGCUUCUUGACCUGUAUAAGGCUCAGCGGGAUACUGGGGUUUUGACUAAACAUGUUGCGGAUUAUUUCGUCGCCGACUGGAACCCUCAUAUUGAAACACCUGCGGCGAAUGGGGUUUGGGGGAAGCGGGAUGACCAUAAGGACAAUCCAACCGGACCCGAGGUGUGCUGGGAACACGGUGGACAGAUUGAGCCGUUGGGACUGGUGGAUAUGACUGAGGAUGAGAAAGAGACAUUUUCCGUCUCUGUCAACUCUCCAUUGAAGCCACCUCCCACGAACGCCGCCAAAGAAAAUGCCGCCGCUGGCGGUACGGGACGCAGGACUUCCGUUUCUUACACGCAAGGGAACGCGCCUUACAACACGUCGUCUCCUAGCGCCGCAAGGCCGGGUCCUAGGCGCCGGGAAACCGGCGAUUCGAUCGGAAACCCUAUGUCUCCUACAACGGGCGGCUCCCGCUUUUUCCGUGACGAACCGAAUACCUCGACCCCACCUCCAUCCCUACUCCGCCGUAAAACCGACUUUCGAGACACUACAUCUGUCUCUAAGUGGGAAGAGAAGGAAAAGGAAGCCCAAGGCCGGGAGUUGACCGUCGAAACUUCUUCGCCCUUUGGUUCCCUGAAGCGUAGCUCGACCAACCCUGUCGGCCUGCCUGGUUCGACUUCCCCUUGGCCUUCAGCUUCGCAGAGUGCCAAUUUCUCGCCUAUGGGUGCAUUUGGAGCAUUCAAUAUUGGUACCUCGAGCGCUGCGCAAACCCCAACCACUGAAAAGCGGCCUGGGUUUGGCAGCUUGCGUGGAGAAAGUCGUCUCAAAGGGCUGUUCUCGAAGGACAGCAUGGAGGAUGUCCAUUCGCUGAGGGAGAAGCCGUCCUUGACCAAUCUGGAGCGCCUAGGCGAGAGCGAAGUUGAGAAACGGGCCCAAUCGCCAUGGGGUGAGCAAUUGAAAACACGCACCGGCCGGAGUGAAACCAACCCGUUCUCGGACGAACCGCGCAGUGGAAGCGCGGCUCUCGGUGGCUCCCAGGACACCCCAUCUCAAUCUGCUGAUCAACUGGGGUUCUCCGCCUUUGGAAUGACCUCUAGCAUUCCGGGCUUCCGUGACCUGAUGCAAAGCCACGAGAACUCGCGCAACCCGACCCCUCAUCUUCACGGCCGCGAACCUACCAGCCCCACUAACACGAACCCAUACCAAAGCCCGCAUGGCGAUAGAGGGGACGUGGAAGAUGUGGACACUGACGGCUCUGAUAUCCAGAAUACUAGCCACCCUGGACUCAGUGGUCUGCGAGACUCGUCUGCGUUUGGUUCCAUCCGUCGCGUGGGAUCCGGCAUGGACUUGCCUUCCAUUGAUCGUAGCCAAAACUCGAGCGUUGCAGGCAACCGCAACUUUGGCAAUUUGGGUGGCCUAGGCGGUCUUCCCUCCCUCGGCGGUGCUGGCUGGGCAUCUAGCGGAGCGGUUGGCACUCCGACCAAGGAGAGAUCUACCUUUGCGGCAGGCUUUGGAGACCCCAUCUUUGGUUCAAUGGCUGAUCUUCAGUCUCCAAGUCUGUCGACAUUGGGAGGAGGCGGUCUUUUUAGCCCGCAUACCGGGAUCUCAGGCACUGGGAGCAUUGGUCGCUCGAGUAAGCUCGGCUCGCUGUUUACUCAAGCGAUGCAGGAACAAUUCCAUAGCGAGCAGCCGAGGCAAGAUCUCGGCAGUCUAGAAGAGACGCAAGGAGAUCUUCCAGCAGACGCGCCUGGUCAACCGGUCCCUGCAACCACUUCGACCUCGCAUACCCCAGUUUCCGCUGUAGGUUCUAUUCCAACUUCCAUGGUUCCUGAAGGACAACAGGCAAGCCAAGCUGGAAGCGCUGGCUCGCUACCUGCCACUCAGCAGCGGACUAUGGUGAUGCCUGACCGCAUGCGCUGGAUCUACCGGGACCCGCAGGGAAAUAUUCAGGGCCCAUGGACAGGAUUGGAGAUGCACGAUUGGUUCAAGGCGGGUUUCUUCAGUCCGGACUUGCAAAUUCGAAAGUUGGAGGACCCAGAGUUCGAGCCACUGGCACAGUUGGUGCGCCGCAUCGGCAACUCACGGGAACCAUUCCUCGUUCCACAGAUUGGGGUUCCUCAUGGUCCCGAGCCAAACGCUGCUACGUGGGGAGCAGGAACAGCCCCUACCGGAUCUGCGCAGCCUCCAUUCCCCGGCAGCUUCCCAAGCUUUGGUACCACUUUGACUGCGGAGCAACAGAAUGCCCUCGAGCGUAGGAAGCAAGAGGAGCAGUAUCUGAUGGCACGGCAGAAGGAGCAUCUUGCUCAGCAGCAGGCUAUCAUGAAGCAGACUCAGUUUCAACCCGGCGUUCCUGGGAUCUUUCCUCCUCAGCUUCAACACCAUUCCAGUGCCCACAGCCUUCACAGUCAACCCAGCUUUGGCAGCAUCGCGUCUCCAAUUGGCUUCCAGCCUUCGCCGAUCCAGGGCCCCAUCCAACAACAGCAGCAGCCGGGCUCCAGUUUCUUUGACGCUCCAGGUGCGAUCAGGCCCAACACUUUGCCCAACGUUGGCUCUCAGAUGCUCGGAACGGAUUUUCUAAACAGCAGCCAAGAGCAGCUUCCUUCGCUGCUCGAUCGUUUGAACGUGAACAGGUCCGACCCUUUUACGUUCGGCAGCCCAACUUCGUUCGCCGCUCGACAGCCCGAUAACCUCUUUCCUAGCCCGCAGGUGGCAACCAUGCUGCAAGACCGUGCACGGCUCCAGCAGGAACAGGAGCAGUUUGACAGCACCCACGGUGACACCCUGUUUGACCAGCAGGCUCGUGAAGAGAGACUCCGUCAAUUUCACGCGUUGAGGGCACAGGAAGGUGAAUUUGGUAUGCGCACUGCGGAGGGCUUGCCUACCCAUCCCGCCACCGCGCCGUCCCAACCAGCCGAAGAUGUCGAGAAAAAUUCCGCGCUUGAGGAGCUUGCUACGUCUAUAACCAGCGAGGAGCCUGUUUUGACCCUUUCGCAGCAGGUCCAGAAGGCCGCACAGGAACAGGAGGAACAAGAGCAGAUGAAACAGCAACAACAGCAACAGCAGGCGCAAGCCGCCGCUGACGCCGCUUGGGCUACAAAGGAUCCCGCCAUGCCUCAGCCAUUUCCCCCUCCCCCCUCCGCUUCGCCUCUCCCCGCUCCUGCCGCUCAGCGCAACCGCCAGAACGUAGCGGAGUCUCUCGCCGCCAACUCGCGCUCUCAGACCCAGACACCUGUUGAGGCUCCCACGACUUCAGUUGCGCCAUGGGCCAAGGAGGUGAACGAGAUGCCAAAGGGGCCAUCUCUCAAGGAAAUCCAGGAGGCCGAGGCGCGCAAUGCCGCGCAGAGAGAAGAGCUGGCCGCAGCCGCGCGCCGCGCACAGCUACUUGCAGAGCAGGAACGUCUCAGCCAGGCUCAGGCGCAGCAAGCCCCCGGUCUCCCGUCAAGCGCCAACUGGGCCAGCGCUGGAUCUCCUGCCACUCCUACUUCAGCAGGCUCAGUUUGGAAUAACAAGGGUACCACUACCACCAGCACAGCAAAGAAGACGCUUGCUCAGAUCCAGAAGGAAGAGGAGGCACGUAAGCAACGUUCGGCUGCGGCUGCGGCUGCGGCUGCUGCUCAGAACAUCGCCGCCACCACUCCUGCUCCUCCCUCUGCUGGAAAGCGGUAUGCGGAUCUGGCCAGCAAAGCGCCCGCUGCCUCUCCAGUCAGCGCCGGCUCCGGUGCCUGGACCACGGUCGGUGCCAGCGGCAAGGCCAAGGCGCCCCCUGUUGCUCCUACCGGGCCGCGCUCCACCAGCGGGCCGGUUCCCAUCGUGGCAUCGCCUGUCCGUCCCAAGCCCGUGACAACGGCUACUACAACUCCCCGAGUCCUUCCCGUCAGCACACCUUCCAACCCCAGCCGGGCCAUGGAGGAGUUUACCAAGUGGGCCAAGUUGACCCUGGGCAAGGGGCUGAACAGCAACAUUAAUGUCGAUGACUUUGUCCAGCAGCUACAGCUUCUUCCCGCAGAGGCUGAAAUCAUCUCGGAUUCAGUGUACGCCAACUCGCAGACGCUGGAUGGCCGACGAUUUGCCGAGGAAUUUAUCCGUCGUCGCAAGCUGGCCGAUAAGGGAAUUGUGGAGUCGGUCUCGACGAGCGCCCUUGCGGAAAAGAACGGCGGAGGCUGGAGCGAGGUUGCUAAGAAGGGGUCUGCUAGCACACCCCGGGAGGAGGAUACGAGCAGCGCGGCAUUCAAGAUGGUUGCGCCCCGCAAGAAGGGCAAGCGGUGA